This is a messenger RNA of Striga asiatica, 837 nucleotides long. The record is from the annotation of a GenBank genome assembly. NCBI's taxonomy places the organism in Eukaryota, Viridiplantae, Streptophyta, Magnoliopsida, Lamiales, Orobanchaceae.
AUGGCCUUUGACCAAAUGGGCCAUGAUCAAAUGGGCCCUCAGCAGAUGGGCUCUGACCAAAUGGGCCCUCAGCAGAUGGACAAUGACCCAAGCUUGGAUGAGAUUUAUUCUGUGAUUGAUGGAUUUGAUGCUUUUGAUGCAUCACUGCCCAAUAAUGAACAACCACUUGCAAAGCCUCCUCAAAGUAAAAGAAGCAACACCUCAGAGAAAAAGAAAGCAAUGAAGACUACUCAAAGUCGAGAGAGAACCACAAGGUCUGCCAACACCACAAUUGAGAAGUCACAGACCCUUACCAAGAAGACAAGAGAAGUCUCAACCCAAAAAGAGUUGGCCAAAAGCAUCACAGUGACAGGACCAACCAUAAGAUCCAAGAAGAACAUCAAUUCUACUUCAACUACCAAUUCCAAGGCUAGUAAGGUAACUGGAUAUAUUAAAUGUACUGAGAAAAUUGUGCACACACAGAAUUCUCAAACCACCAAGGAUGUUCAGAGCACAAAAAAAAUAUUAGGCCUGAAAAGGAAGUUGGAUGUGAGAAAGAUGUCACAAUCUCAAGGUCAACCAUCCAAUUCUGCUCCUGAGGUUGACAAACCCAUAUGGAGACCACCUGGGAGGUCAGUCACAGAUGUUGCAAGCUUCUCAAAAAUGUUUGGUGGAGGAUACAUGAUGAGUGGGGGAGGGAUUGUAGUCAGGCCAGACCAAUCAAUUGUUAGAAGUGAAGGAAAUGUUAGAAGUGAAGGAGCUGUCAGAAGUGAAGGAAAUGUGAGAAGUGAAGGAGCUGUCAGAAGUGAAAGGAUUGUCAGAAGUGAAGAAGAAGUGCCAAUUUGUAAACAACAGUAA